This is a messenger RNA of Ectocarpus siliculosus, 582 nucleotides long. Lineage: Eukaryota; Phaeophyceae; Ectocarpales; Ectocarpaceae. The record is from the annotation of a GenBank genome assembly.
AUGGCUCCCCACAGUCUUGCCGCGCUACUGCUGGUCGCGAGCGUUUUCGUGUGCCAGGUGGUUGUGACCCUGGGGUUCAUCGCGCCCAAGGCUUCUGUCGCCGUUGGAAGUAGCGCCGGCGAGGGCUUCCUAGGGGAGACAUUGCAGCAGAAAGGGCUCAGGCGCGGGCAGGGCUGUAUGGUUUCUUCGAGGCCGGACAGCAGAGGUGGUGACGGGGCUACCAUGCGCCUUGGGCUCUCCGGCAAGAAGACGACGCCGAACCUCAAGGCUUCCCCGCCGCUCAAGGUGGCUCUGCUGGUGGAGCCCACCCCCUUCACGCACAUCAGCGGCUACUCAAACCGCUUCCGCGAGAUGCUCAAGUUCCUGUCCAAGGCCGGGGACGAGGUGGAGAUUUUGACGACGGAUGACAAGGAUGACAGGCCGGAGUCGCACCUCAACUUCCCCAUCACUACAACCGCCGGGUUCCGCUUCAUCUUGUACAACCAGGCAUGUGCAACGUUGAAUGUGGUGGUGUAUGCAUGUUUUGUUCUCAUCAGUCGAAACCAGCAAAGGGGGAAUUGUAGUAUUGAGAGUAGUUUGUAG